Pectinophora gossypiella (pink bollworm) is the source of this 1349-nucleotide messenger RNA. RefSeq names its product zinc finger protein 728-like. The coding region runs from base 61 to 1086 and encodes 341 amino acids. Gene Ontology annotation, molecular function: zinc ion binding. NCBI's taxonomy places the organism in Eukaryota, Metazoa, Arthropoda, Insecta, Lepidoptera, Gelechiidae. The transcript has a single exon. Gene Ontology annotation, cellular component: nucleus. The record is from RefSeq and is a predicted model, not a curated record.
UCAGGAUUCAGCUGUUUUAAUUAGAUUAGAAUAAUAUUGUAAAAAAUUAAAUAUAUAACUAUGGUUACGUCUUAUUACAUAAUGAAAAUGUCCCAACAAAAGAAUAAAAUUUAUAAUGAGGAUUAUUACAGUAACUUGUUGAACACUGUUUCAUACAAGAAAAAGAAAACCAAAUGCAGAGUUUGCCUCAAAGAAGGUACAGUACCAAUUUACGGAGAUGAUGAAGAGAUUCCCAAAACGUUGGCCUUCUUUGCAGACAUCCAGAUAAGCGAAGAGGACAACUAUCCGAAAUACCUAUGUGAUGUCUGUUUCAAGUUCGUAAAAAAUGCAAUUCUGUUCCGAAAGACUGCAAAACUAUCUGAAGAAACUUUACGGCAACCAAUGAAGGAAGAAGUAGACACAUUUAACGACCACGAUUACGACGACGGAGGUACUGAAGUUGACACAACCGUCAAAUGGGAUGAUGACUUCAGUAAUAUCAAAACAGAGAAGAAAGAUAAAGUUAAAUAUGCACAAAAAGUCACCUGUCAUAUAUGCAAGAAAGUUAUAAACCGGUCGUAUAUUAAAGAACAUGUAACUAUGCACGAUCCUGACCACCAUAAAUAUGUUUGUGAAAUAUGUGGCAAAUUCUUUAGGCUACGUUGUGCAUACUACAAUCACCGUUUGAGACACAGGACAGAUUUUCCAUACAAGUGUCAAUUCUGUCCUUACCGUGGACGUUAUUCAGAGCUAUUGAAAACUCACAUGCGUACCCACACUGGGGACUAUAGAUAUAUGUGUACCGAGUGUCCAGCAAGAUUCUUAUUCAAAAGUAAUUUGAACAGCCACAUGUUGAAACAUAAAGAACCUCAAUUUAAGUGUGAGGCUUGUAAAAGAGCUUUCCAUACUAAGCUAAUGCUGCAAAGACAUUAUGAAGCAGAUCAUUUAGGUAUCAAGAACCAUGUGUGUUCUAUUUGUGGGAAGGCUUUCGGCUACAGAAAUGCUAUGAUGAAGCAUCAGAGGCAUGUACAUAAAAGAGAAAAAUCUCUAUUUGGUAGAAUGCCAUCUUAUUUGGAAGCCCAAAAUAAACAGCAAACUGCCAUGUAAUAAUUUAUGGGAAUUACCUAGUUAAGCAAAAGCAAAUGAAAAUAAGCAAAGCAAAUGAAGCAAAUGGAAUUCUAUAGUCUCUGCUUACCCCGGUGGGAAAUAGGCGUGAGUUUAUGUAUGUAUGUGUGUACCUAGUUAAGCUGUAUACCUUUAACAUGUCCAAUGUACCUAAGUCAUAUUCUGUAUUUAACAUUUUUUCAUGUCUGUAGAAUGAUAAAUUAUAGAAAUUGUGUAUUAAUGUGACCAAUUUGUUAUUAUACCUA